Molecule: messenger RNA, 6142 nt
Organism: Ictalurus punctatus (channel catfish)
Lineage: Eukaryota; Metazoa; Chordata; Actinopteri; Siluriformes; Ictaluridae
Product: C-C chemokine receptor type 4
Exons: 2
Coding region: 1370-2425 (351 amino acids)
Biological process (GO): G protein-coupled receptor signaling pathway; chemotaxis; immune response
Cellular component (GO): membrane
Molecular function (GO): chemokine receptor activity
Source: RefSeq, a predicted model, not a curated record
UUUGUCCAUUUUUUUUAGCUCACUUUCUGGAGAUUACUUUGUACUGCCUUCCCGAUCUGCAGUCACCACUCAUCAACAGAUGGGAGUUUUGUUGGUUCGCCAGAUGAUGGAAAAAAUGGUGGUUGGUAUCCAAGGACAUGCAGUCCUAUGUUCUCCAUCCAGUCCACACUUCGUUCGUUCUAUUUUUUGAUUGGGUUUUCAACUUGAUUUGAGUGGCUCCAUUUCAGGGUUUUGGACCUUGCUUUGUGUUAAGAGGAGCUGUCAUGAUCUUCCAUUUGUUAUACUCUCUCAUCGGGAUGAGGUUAUACACAUAUGUUAAUCUAGCUGGUGAAGAUACGAGCAAGACGGAUUGCGCUAUGGGUAGUGGAUAGCAACGUUUUAAUGUAAUGGCAUUUAGAACCCUAUCAUCACAGAGUUCAGAGACUCUGUCCCGGUUUUAUAACAGAUUCUGAUAGUGUGUCCAGCAAACAUUUCUGAUCUUUCUGGAAUGUAAAUAAAAAACCUAAAAAAUAAUAAUAAAGUAAAUCGGAUAAAAUAUUAUUACAUGGCUAUUGUUGUCAAAUGUAGCCUAAAUCAGUGUUUCUUGAUUUGGGAAAGAUGUUAUUGUGAAACAUAAUUAGCCUUUUGCUAAUUGUUGUUAUAAUUUGUGAAUGAAAAAUGGCUUUAUUUCGAGCAGCCCUGCUUUUCCCCCCCAUUGUUUUCCAGUUUCUAGGGCACAGUGGUAGGGUUAACAUUUAAAAAAAAAAAAAAAAAAUUGCAGAUGGAGUAAUUACAUUGAUAAUAAUAUUGGGGACAAUACUGUUUAAUUUACUGGUAGUAUGCUUUUCAGUGAGGUUGGUAAUUUAGAGGAAAUGCAUAGGGGACUCUGAGGUUAAAAACCGUGACUACAGCUUCCUAUUGUCUAGAACUAGCACUGUGACCAUGUUUAAAAGGUCAAAAUAAGAAUAAUUGCUAAGGCAUAAGCUGUCAAAGCAUUCUAUAGUGGGUGGCCUUUGACUUUUGACCAUAUCAUUUACUGUUCUUUAAGAGUAAUGCCGUGGGUGGGGGAGCUCAAGUAAGUUUUGAGUAGAAAGUCUUGCCUAAGAAUAAAUGAGUCAUGAGCCAUCUUAUCUCUUCUGUUGGAAUUUCUGCAGUGCAUCCAGACAAGCUAACUUGCAAAUGGCAGGAAGUCUCACCUCAUCUUCCCCCUGUACAUCUGAAAAAAAAAAAAAAAACUCACUCAUGCACAUACUCAUACAGGCCACGUUUUACAGGAAAUUUGCUCGAGCUAGGGUUCAAGAAAAACAGCAAGUUGAAAUGCCCUUGUCUCACUUGAAUGUAUGCCUAGGACUCCAAAGAACACCAGAGAGGACAACAGCUUAUUUCCAUUAUGGAGCAAACUGGAACCACAGAAAGAAUGACCACUAUGGACACCACUAUGAACUUUAAUAGCACUGAUAAUUAUUACGAUUACAUAGAGCCUUGCUCUCAUGAGUCUGCGUUGAACCUGACGUUCAUGGUUACCAUCUUCUACCUGGUAUUUGCCCUUGGACUUCUGGGUAAUGGUAUGAUUUUGUGGAUGUUGCUGAAGAUCAUGCGCAUAAAAACCAUGACAGAUGUGUGCCUGCUAAACCUGGCAAUUUCUGACCUGAUCACCGUGCUCUCACUGCCUUUGUGGGCGAUUUACUUCCAGAAGAAUUUACUUAAUUCUAAUUCCAUGUGCAAACUCAUGGUUGGUACCUAUCAACUGGGCUUCUACAGUGGCAUACUUUUUGUGAUGCUGAUGAGCCUUGACCGCUACAUGGCCAUUGUCCACGCAGUGGCAUCUUUAGGAGCACGGACUUUGCGUUACGCCAUUACUGCUAGCCUUGUCAUCUGGACCAUCUCUUUCUCCGCUGCACUCCCAGGGGCCCUUUUCCACAACAUGAUCAAAGAUGUGGAUAACAACACACAGUGUGAUUGGGAUGUCAAAGAUGGAUCAGUCAGGACGUGGAAGCUGUUCCUUAAUUUUAGCCAAAAUACAGUAGGGCUCUUUGUCUCACUGCCUGUCACAAUCUACUGCUAUGUCAGGAUCCUCCUAGUGCUAAGGAGAACAAAGAACUCCAAGCGAGGACGAGCCAUGAAGUUAAUUUUCGCCAUUGUUGCCGUCUUCGUGGUCUUCUGGGUACCAUACAACAUAGCCGUAUUUCUGAAGACCCUGCAGGACUUGGAAAUUGGUGAUACGUGUCAGAGCAAUCAACAGGUAUCUAUUGCCCUGAGUGUGACUGAGACCAUUGCAUUAACCCACUGUUGUGUAAAUCCUGUGAUCUAUGCUUUUGUUGGAGAAAAAUUCAGGAAAUGUCUGGCCAGAGAGUUUUCAAAAUGGCUACUUUGUGCAAAGUUUUACAAACCAGCAUCGACGUAUUCGAAAACCUCAGAAAAUGAGACAUCCAACACACCUGUAUAAGAAAACUGUUUUUAUAAUAUCUAUGUAUAUAUAUGUAUGUAUUUGUGUAAAUGCCAGAGGAUAUAGAAUCAGAGGUGACUUGAAUUAAACUGUACAUACUUCUUUUAUCUACAGUAAAUCAGUUAGUAUAUUAGGGUAGUAUUGCCGACUCACAACUCCAGAGUGCCUGGUUCAAUCCUGAGCUUUGGCUGCUGUCUGUGUUUUUUGUUCUUUCAAUAUCUUCCUGAGUUCUUUGUUUUCCGCCAGCCUUCCAAACCCACACUGGUACGUGCCCUGAGCUGGACUGCUGUCCCAUUAAGGGUGUAUUCCCGCCCUGCUCCCAGCCUUCCCAGAAAUCACUCCAGAUCCACUGCAAAUACAACUAGAAUAAAACAGUUACUAAAGAAUGUUCCAAUGUUUGCAAAUAUUAGGUCUUACUACAUUAGUAUUAUAUUAUAUUUAUUAUAUUAAUAAUACCAGAGUCAUAGGAAUACUAAAACGUGAUGGUAAUUUUGUUUGAUUUAGUUCUUAAGAAGAUAUAGAAGCUAUAAGACCUAAGACCCCUUAGUUUUCCCUAAGACAAUUCUUGUGAAUUAUGAGAUAAUGAUGAAUACCCCAUACCAAAUAGAACAUUACAGAUAUUCUGUCAAAAACAGAAUCAUCCACUAAAUUUAAGUUCUAUAAACAUAAUGUACCACAUUGAGGGUUCAAGUUUCAGUGACUCCUUCAUUAUCUGGUUGAAUGAUGGUUUAUAUAUUAAUUAUGUAUAUGACCAAUAUUAACUGUCCUGUGCAUUAUUACAAGCCCUAUUAAAAACCUCUUAAUUGCCCAGUUCAUAGUACAUAAUUGCAUCAUUGCAGUCAUGUUUUUAAAAAAAUUUUUAUUCAAAUGUGCACAGUUUAACCCCUCCUUAAAUCAAGCCACAAAGCCAAAUGUUUUGAAAGACUUGCUGUAGCGCACGCAACUGUGAGAGCCGGAUUUCCUGCAUAUGACUCUUUGUUCUUACAAGAAAACCUCGGUAGCAUGCGUGUAACAAAUGACUGAAGGACGAAGCUUGAAAGUGUCAAACAUAACAAGAAGGCGCAUGUUGUAAUAUGCAUAAAUGUAUGUUAUGGUCUAUUAUUAUAACAAUCAAAGUAAUGAAGCUUUGUCAGUUUUGCAAAUUGUACACCACUGCAGGGGGGGGGGUUCUUUGAUAUGUUCUAAGCAGAGCUGGCCUUAGGGUUUGUGAGGCGCUAAGCAAGAUCAUGACCAUGGGCUCUAAACCCACAAUUAUACAGUCAACCAAUUCAUAGUACAACAUGACCCAGUUUCUUUCUUUGGUUAAAGUGAGCACUCCAAAGAAAGGACAUUUUUUGUGUGGCUUUGAGUUGGGGCAGACCUUUGUAUAAAAGUGCAUAUGAUUUAAUAUAACUAUCAAGAAUGCGAAUUCAAUUGGGGGAAAAAAAAGUGUGCAUUUAGAGCGAAAUGAAAUAAUUAAAUAGUCCAAUAGAUUUAGUAAAACAACAGCAUAUUGAAAAGGCUCUACGCAUGUAUGGGAGCUCUUCUUGUGUAACAUGGGCUAACUUCUUACUAAAGUUAAUCUUUCUUUGACAGGACAAUGGUCCAGGAAGCAGGAGUAGGUGGCAGUAUAUAAAUGCAACACUGAAGGGAGAAGCAAGUAAAAAAAAAUUAAAUCCUGCAUCUUGGCUUAUCAGGUUUACGACAGCAGUGCAAAUGAUAUCUGGCUAUAGUUUUAGGUUUUGAUUGAAGGUAAAUAUAAAUUAAAUAAUGCAAUUUGCCCUCACUAGGAGCACAUAGAACAUUCUGAGUUUGGGUUGUCUCUACAGCUUUAGGUACACUUAGAAAUUUCAGAAUAGCACCUUUAGAAACAAACCCAGAGCAUAAAAAGUAUCACAUUAGAGAUACCACUUGUAAGACAUGUGUAAAACAUGUUGUCUGUUUUCACAUAAACUUGCAUACAAGGGUAUAUUUCUCUAUUAUUCAAUAUUAAGAUGUAAUGUCUUACUCUUCUUGAAAAAGGAACAGCCAAGUUACACUAUAUGGCCUGACCAUCACACCCACAUGUGUUUUUUGAACAUCUCAUACCAGAUUUCAUGCCACUUUGUGUUUAUAAUAGCCUCCACUCUUCUGGGAAGGCUUGCCACUAGGUUUUGGAGCAUGGCUGUGGGAAUUUUAAUCAUUCAGCCAUUAGAGCAUUAGUAAGGUCAGGCACUGUUGUUUGGCAAAGUGGCCUGGGUUGCAGUCAGUGUUCCCAAUGUUUCUCAAAGGUGUUCAAUUGGGUUGAGGUCAGGGAUCUCUGCAGGAUACUUGAGUUCUUCCACUCCAACCUUUGCAAACCAUGUCCUCAUGAAGCUUGCUUUGUGUACAGGGGCGUUGCUGGAACAGAUGCUGGAACAGAUUUGUGUUUUUUAGUUCCAGUGAAUGGAAAUUUUAUAUUGUAAAACAUACACAGACACCUUAUACAACUCGGUGCUUCCAACUUUGAGGCAACAGUUUGGGGAAGGCUCGCAUAUGGGUGUGAUUGUCCACAAACCUUUGGCCAUAUAGUGUAAUUAGCUACUCUGAGUAGAUGAAAAUGAAUUGCUAGACUAUAAGCUAUGACACAAACCACCACUACCAGCGAACCAAGUCACCUUGGCAUAAUAUCAUACAUUUUUAUCAACUUGGCUAAUAUGCUAGCUGGCUAUGUUUACAGUAUUUAAAUAAUUCUGAACAAUGUAGCUAGCUAAUACUGGGUGCUGCUAGCUAGCUACCAUGAAUACUCUAACCAAUAAAGCUAAUAUGACAAAUGUUAACUUUGGGAAUAACAUCUGCUUGAGAAGCUGGGAACUUGAUUCUGUCUGGGAACAAUGUUGUUAUUAUAAAUGGAUAAAAUUUACGGUAUCAUUAAAUCUAUAUUAAGUAAACAUUUAAAUUGUUUGCAAAUUGCUGAGGCGUAAAAUGAAAAACGCACUUCAGCACAGGAUGCAACUGGAAAAUAAUCAACUUUGUGCUGGUAACAGUAAGUCAGUCUUACUGUAUCACUGCUUCAUGACAACACCCUGCUAUUGACACACAUUUUUUUCCAUCACUCUUCAUUAUAUUUCUGGUGUUUCCUUUUUGCUUUUUUUUUUUUUUUAAGCACAAAUGCAAAAAAAUUGCAUCGGAAUGAGUGGAAUGGAAAUUCCCUCAACAGACAAUUAUGCAUGUGUUAAGAUGCCAGUACAGAAAGCAGCAUUUACCUGCACAAACAACAUCUGAACCUACAUUUUAAGAAGAAAUAUAGAUGAGAGCUGUAGAUUAACAGGCCACUUCCUUGCUGUGAACAGCUUCUGAUUUGUAUCGGCACAACUAUUAGCAUCAGAGACCUGCUUUUGGUACGGUUCUGGGAAGUCUUAGGCGGUGUUCUCAUUCUGAAGAGAAUUUUAUCAGCAUCACUAUCAGUAUCCAUAUGUACAAUACAUGGGAUUUUAUAAAAUCAAGUGCUUAGAUUCAUGUAAUAACAAGAAAGGCUGCAAAUGGGAGCUUCAGAUUUCUUCCAUUUAAAACAGAGUCAACAGCAGAAACUCUAUUUAAUAAAACUGAUGUUGAUCAACGUCAUAAGAAAAAGGGUACAAGCCCUAUACUCUCACAUUCUGAGGAAAUGAAAGGAGUUUCUCAGUGUCAUUGUGAGUACGGCCUGAAACUUGAUUCAUACCAAAAAAUUUGAAAGAAUUCUUAUCUUGAAGGAAUUGAGUAAUACGAGUUGCAAAUAAU